CCCUGAUCGCCCCGAGUGGGAGAGAGGAACAGGAGGCGCUCCUACCCGCCUCUGUGGCGGAUGCGGACUCUCUUCCUCUGCGUUCCCCUCCCAGCCCUGCCUCCAGCUUUACGGAAGAUGCUGCUGAUGCAGCUUCCAGUCCCGGGCGGAUAAUUGGGUCUAGGCCCCACCAUGAGGCUCCAGCCCCUUGGGAGCCCCUGUGCUCCCCUGGCCCCGGGCUCACCGUGCUAGCCCCAGGCAGAGCAAGGGCAGGCGCGGGGCCAUGGCCAGCCACGUGGACCUGCUCACAGAGCUGCAGCUGCUGGAGAAGGUGCCUACCCUGGAGCGCCUGCGCGCAGCCCAGAAGCGCCGGGCUCAGCAGCUGAAGAAGUGGGCACAGUAUGAGCAGGACCUGCUUCAUCGCAAGCGCAAGCAUGAGCGGAAGCGCAGCACGGGUGGCCGUCGCAAGAAGGUGUCCUUCGAGGCCAGUGUAGCCUUGCUGGAGGCCUCACUGAGGAAUGACGCCGAAGAAGUGCGCUACUUCCUGAAGAACAAGGUCAGCCCUGAUUUGUGCAACGAGGAUGGACUCACGGCCUUGCACCAGUGCUGCAUUGACAACUUUGAAGAGAUUGUCAAGCUGCUGCUCUCCCACGGUGCAAACGUGAACGCCAAGGACAAGGAGCUGUGGACGCCCUUGCACGCUGCGGCCACCUGCGGGCACAUCAACCUGGUGAAGAUCCUCGUGCAGUAUGGGGCUGACUUGCUUGCUGUCAACUCUGAUGGAAACAUGCCAUAUGACCUCUGCGAGGAUGAGCCCACCCUGGAUGUCAUCGAGACCUGCAUGGCGUACCAAGGCAUCACGCAGGAGAAGAUCAACGAGAUGCGAGCAGCCCCUGAGCAGAAGAUGAUUUCAGACAUCCACUGCAUGAUAGCAGCGGGCCAGGAUCUCGACUGGAUAGAUGGCCAGGGAGCCACACUGCUACACAUAGCUGGAGCCAAUGGAUACCUGCGGGCAGCCGAGCUCCUCCUGGACCACGGAGUGCGUGUGGAUGUGAAGGACUGGGAUGGCUGGGAGCCUCUGCAUGCAGCAGCCUUCUGGGGACAGAUGCCAAUGGCAGAGCUGUUAGUGUCCCAUGGAGCUAGCCUCAGUGCCAGGACAUCCAUGGAUGAGAUGCCAAUAGACCUGUGUGAGGAGGAGGAAUUCAAGGUCCUGCUGUUGGAGCUGAAACACAAGCAUGAUGUCAUCAUGAAGUCACAGCUGAGGCACAAGUCGUCCCUGAGCCGGAGGACAUCCAGCGCAGGCAGCCGUGGGAAGGUGGUGCGUCGAGCCAGCCUAUCAGACAGAACCAACCUAUACCGGAAAGAAUACGAGGGAGAGGCCAUCUUGUGGCAGCAGCGGAGUGCAGCUGAAGACCAGCGUACUUCUACCUACAAUGGAGACAUCAGGGAGACCAGGACAGACCAGGAGAACAAGGACCCGAACCCCAGACUGGAGAAGCCUGUGCUACUCUCUGAAUUCUCUACCAAGAUCUCACGGGGAGAACUGGACGGGCCUGUGGAGAACGGCCUCCGGGCUCCUGUCAGCACCUACCAGUAUGCACUGGCCAAUGGGGACAUAUGGAAGAUGCACGAGAUGCCUGACUACAGCAUGGCCUAUGGCAACCCCGGCGUGGCCGAUGUCCCCCCACCCUGGAGCGGCUUCAAGGAGCAGAGUCCCCAAACGCUCCUGGAGCUGAAGAGGCAGAGGGCAGCGGCCAAGCUACUCAGCCACCCGUUCCUAAGCACCCACCUGGGCAGCGGCGUGACCAGGUCGGGGGAGAGCAGCAGCGAAGGCAAGGCCCCCUUGAUUGGAGGCAGAACUUCCCCAUACAGCAGCAACGGGACCACCUCGGUGUAUUAUACGGUCACCAGCGGGGAUCCCCCGCUCUUGAAGUUCAAGGCCCCCAUGGAGGAGAUGGAGGAGAAAGUUCACGGCUGCUGCCGGAUCUCUUAGUGUCUGUGAACUGGAGGAAGAAGGCUGCCUCAGAGAGGGGCCCCUGGAAUCCAAAGCCAGUCCAACAGCCCUGGCUGGGGAGGUGUCGGGGCAGCCGGGGAGAGGUGGGAGCUGCUUUCCGGGGGAAUGCUGAUCUUACCUCAUGCCCGGCUGCCCGCAGCAUCUCCACUCCCUUCUGUACUGCUUUCUUGCCUCACUCAACGCCUGCAUCUGAUGUAUAGUGGGCCGACUCGCUCUGCAGUCUGAUUCGGGAAGGGUGGGCUUGGGAUCUCAGUUCUCUACUUAGUAAAGGCUUCUUAGGACCAGGAAUAACAAUACACACACACACACACACACACACACACACGCACACGCACACGCACACGCACACGCGCACACACACACACACACACACACACACUCUACAUUUAGUGUGUGAGAAUGCUACAACUGACCUCUUGGGAAGCAGAUGGGGCUGAGAUGGGUUAUCCCCAGAAGAAUGAGUUCAAGACAGUCUUGGCUCCACAGCCAACUGGCUUUCAUGGGGAGAGGUCUGCUCAGCUGAGACCCAGAGCUCGGAAGUCAUACCAGGCUGGGUCACUAUCACACCUAGCAGAGACAAGAAGUCCGAUGGGUUCAGGGAAGCCAGGAAUCCAUAUGGAUCAGGUUAGUGUGUCCAGGCCUGCUCCCCACAACCUUCCUGAGAAGGCAGAGGACAGUUCAAGGGUCAAGCUGGGAAGCCUGGCCAUCCAUGCUUAGGAGAAACCAAAUCUUGCUUUGGUCUUCCGUGGAUGCACAGGCGUUGGGUGGGGCACAGCACAUCUUUAUUUUCCAAAUUGCUUUUGGUAAAAGCGUUCUUUGAGGCUCCAAGAUUCCAGGUGGGAGGUAACUGAAUUUGCCUUCUCCCAAGAUAGUGUCACAGUUGGGUUUUAUUGUCUGGUAUUUGAGAAAUGAAUUUCAUCAGGCGCUUCUGUGGGGGUGGGGGUGGGGCUCCCAGGGAAAAGGUGAACGCAUUGCGGAGAACACCGAGGUUAGCAUUGAGAUAGCACAGCACCCUCGCUGGUCUCUGCGGGUUUCAUGCUGGUUUGGCCCAGCCCUUCUCAGCCUGAGCCACUCCACUGAGCAGCUGAGGCUUCCUCACACUCCACCCUCCCUUCGUACACAGUUGAGUCUGCAGAGUGAAUGCUCAGGCCCGUGCCCUCCAAGCCUUGCCUUUUCUGUAAUGCUUCCUUAAGACAUGUUUGCCAAGCGCCACUUGUCGCCUCUUGCUGGGAGGUCUUAAGGCUCCCAGCCUGCUUUUCCUGGAGUGGUGAUGCCCAAAGCUGCAAACUGAGGUGCCCGUGGCCACUGUCCUGGGCUGCAUUCAGGAGAGCGUGGCGUGGCUGGAGUUGGCCGUCAGUCCAGCUGUGCAGCUUUGCUGCCAUUGUCCUCUUGAUGCUGGGGAAGGAAGCCCGCGCCGCAUCGCCACCACACUUUCCCACAAACCCACUGAAAUUGUGCUCCAUACCUUGAGUGCGACACACUGGCUCCACCAAAACCCUCUGGUGUAACUGGCAAGCUAUGAGUUUGUUCCUUGCUCUGUGCUCUUUUUAUUUGUCCUCAAACUACCUACCUCCUUAGAGCCCCCCAGAGGGUCCCUAUGUCAUUCGGAUGUAUGGGACAGAUACCCACUUCUUUAUGCCCCACCCCCUGUGCCACAUCCUUAGUAGUUAGGCUUGCCACGUGUUGGUCUCUGUCUCCACUGUGGCUUUAGGACCUCAGUAGACUAGAGAUGAAUCGGGACCUGACUAGAUUGGGCAGAUGCUUUAUUAGAACCAGGAGUGUGGGCCAGAGAGCACCCAGAAGGCUGCUGGAUGCAGAAGGAGGUGAGCAACAGUGGGUGACCCCUACCCCAACUCCCGGACAGACAGACUCUGGCAUGGUGGAAUAGCAGAAGAGACUAAAGACAGUUUCUUGAAUCCUUGGGGCUUCAGCCAUACUUUGUAGCCCAUCUUGCCGAAAGAGGAGAUGAUCAAAACACACACCUGUGGCUUUAAACAUUUAGCUCUGACAGACACAGAAAUGCCUCUGGAGAUGAUUUUAGCCACAAGGCGGGCAGUCAGCCACAUACUCCUAGGAAUCAGCUGCCCAGGGUUUCUGAGCUCUUCGCUCAGGGGCCACAGAAUGAAGGCAUUUCCUGCCUUCUCCGAGCCUUGCAGGCUGUCUCUCCUUCACACCCAGAGCUUCUUCCUGCCUCCUGGGCCAUGUUUCUCUACCUGACGGGUGGGAAACUCAGCUGCCUCCUCCAUGGGAACUGGUCCCAGACAGUGCGGAUUCAUGGGCUUUUGUUCAUGUUUUCCACCAGGGAUAAACAAAUGUUCCCUGUUCAGGCUCCAAGUCCCCAGGGCACUUUGUGACUCUUUGGAAUAUUGAGAGCCACAAUGAGGAACAGUCUCCAGUGCAUGAGCCAGGGCCACCCACCCGUUCACUCAUGUGAUCUAUUGAGGUGCUGAGACACACUGGAUCUGCUGUUAGUUUCCGGCAGGUAAUGGACUAGCCAGGCAGUGAAGACUUUGAUCUCCUGAGGACUGUGGGCAUCCCCAGACUCAGCCAUUAUUUUAAUCAGAGUGCCUCCAUCCCAGACCAGUGUCCCGUUUCUCUGCAGCACCUGCAGUUUUUAGAGUGUGAAUCUCUUUAGCUGGGACAAAGCUUUCUGGCCACACCUAAAUAGCAUUUGUCACUAAGUGCAGAGGCUAGAUCUCAGGUACCAGGCAGACACUAUGCUGGUCAAUCUAGAGUCUUCAGAGGUAGCCCUCAGGCCAGCAUCCAUGUGGAGAACAAUAUAACCCAGUUAGUGUCUGGAAGAACCAGAAGUUUGCAAUUUGCUGUCAAAUACAUCCCUAACAUUUACAGUCCUCUCCUGCUUGUUUUUGCUUAUGAAUCAUACAGUCUUCUCUCCUACACCACCAAUGGAUGUUGGGAGGGAGAACAACUACUUCUCUUCAAAUUAAACAUUCCCAUGUGUGUCAGCCUCUCCCUGGAAGGUGUGGAUCCAAGGGCUAGGGGAAGCCUGGUGAGGUUGACCAGAUGGCUCACUCCUACUGAAGACAUCUAUUUCCAAACCAGGUGCCCUGCAGUUCCCUGUGAGCUGUGGUUUCUUGCACCCACCUCAUGUUCCCCAAACUAUUAGAAAUUGGUAGCUAUCACCAGAUUGUGAAUUUCUGGCCAGUAGCUCAGGGAAUUGGAAUGACUCCUAAACCCAGGUCUACUGAAGACUUGGGGGAUAUAAUUCUUUAUCAAAUAUGCAGCAUUAAUGAAGCCUUUCUGCACUGUUUGAUUAACUUUUAGAUGUUUGGAAAGCUUGGCAGAGUGUGGCCCUCAGCCAGGUGUAGUGGAACACACCUUUAAUCCCAGCACAAACGAGGCAGAGGCAUGGAAUGUGGCAUAUUUCUGAGUUCCAGGCCAGCCAGGGCUACACGGAGAAACCCUGUCUCAAAAAAACAAAAAACAAAAAAACCCAAAAUAAAUUAAAUAAAUAAAUAAAUAAGUAAGUAAAUAAAAUAUGGCCUCUGGGUUGGGUUAAUAGUCUGGCUUUGUAACAAUGUGAGACUCUUGGUUCUGUGUUUGAUACUCUCUGGUCCUGGGUGUUAUCUCCCACCUGCUCUCCCAAAGCAGUAUACCGAGAUAUUUUCCAGAGGGGCCAUCCUUAUGUGAUGUCGGAACUGUCUGUUUGUAGCCUGGUGAUAUCCCCUUCUUCCCCAGGGCCCAGAGAAGCCAAGGGUCAUACGGCCAGGGACGACAGCUCCACUGAAGUGACCCACCACUUUUCUAGAAAGCCUGAGACCUCUCCCUGGUUGACCAGAGGGCCUGCUUCUCAUGGGCACUUCAAAUGCCACCAUGCGGGUCCUGGCUCUGCACACCCAGGAAAAGUCUGCAGACACCCAGCCCUCCGCAAUAAUUCACCAGACCAGAAGCCACUGAUGUACAGAGAACACUUAAGAAAAAAAAAUGUAUUUUAUGUGAAAAAAGUUAAAACUCUGUAUACUGUAUCAGCAGCUUUGUGUAAAAAAUGGCAAUCAAAAGAGUCUAAUAUAUUUAAAACUUUUUUAAAAAACAAUAUUCUCAUGGAUCUUUGAUAUUGUACUGAAGCAGCUCCACACCUCCGAGGUGGGGUCUGACCAUAUCACCCAGGGGCCUGGGCCUCUGGACUUUCCUCCAGCUGCCAAGGCCUGUGACAGAAUUCGCUGUUAUGGAUUUUUAAUUAAGAUUAUUAAAUUCCUUUUAAUAACA
This is a messenger RNA of Apodemus sylvaticus (European woodmouse), 6220 nucleotides long. RefSeq names its product protein phosphatase 1 regulatory subunit 16B (gene Ppp1r16b). Gene Ontology annotation, cellular component: cytoplasm. Gene Ontology annotation, biological process: regulation of sprouting angiogenesis; establishment of endothelial barrier. NCBI's taxonomy places the organism in Eukaryota, Metazoa, Chordata, Mammalia, Rodentia, Muridae. Bases 263 to 1972 code for a protein of 569 amino acids. The transcript has 11 exons. Gene Ontology annotation, molecular function: enzyme inhibitor activity; protein binding; protein phosphatase regulator activity. The record is from RefSeq and is a predicted model, not a curated record.